AGACGUCAUUUAGGGCGGAAGGGGCGGGGUGGAACUGUGGGCUCGGCCAUGGUCGGCAAGGAGAAGGAGUUAACUAUCCACUUCAGUCCAGGUUGUGUGCAGCUGCUUGAGACCUAACAGGAAGAACAGGACACACAAAAUGCUGGUGGAACACAGCAGGCCAGGCAGCAUCUAUAGGAAGAAGCACUGUCGACGUUUUGGGCCGAGACCCUUCGUCAGGAAGAACGGGAAUUUCCCCUCCGAGGUUCUGUUGGAGGAUGUCUCAGUGCCUGACAGACGGGUACUGGUCACUGGAGCAACAGGACUGCUGGGCCGAGCCGUGUACAAAGAGUUUGCGGAAAAUGGUUGGGAUGCGGUGGGCUGUGGUUACAGGAGAGCUCGACCCCGGUUUGAAAAAGUGAACCUGCUGGAAGCAGGGGAUGUGCGGAGAAUCAUCCAGGAGGUUAAGCCACACGCUGUUGUUCAUUGUGCGGCGGAGCGUAGACCUGAUGUGGUGCAAAAUCGACCUGAUUAUGCCCAGCAGUUGAAUGUGAACAGUUCUGCAUGCAUAGCCAAGGAGUCAGCUGAGAUUGGCGCCUUCAUGAUAUACCUGAGCACAGAUUACAUUUUUGAUGGAACACACCCUCCUUACCGAGAAAGCGACACUCCUAACCCCCUCAACCUGUACGGGAAAAGCAAGCUGGCGGGGGAGAGGCAGGUUUUGCAAAACCACCCUGGUGCUGCAGUGCUCCGCGUUCCUGUCCUUUACGGUCCAAUAGAGGAGCUGGAGGAAAGUGCAGUCUGUGCCAUCUUCAGCAGUGUCCAGUCCCCGGAAAGAUUAGCCAGUGUUGACCACUGGCAGCAGCGGUUCCCCACGCAUGUGGCUGACGUGGCCAGAGUGUGCAGGGAGCUGUCUGAGCGCAGGAUGCAGGACUCUUCAGUUAGUGGAAUCUUCCACUGGUCUGGGAACGAACGAAUGACCAAAUAUGAGAUAGCUUGCACUAUGGCAGAUGUCUUCAGGCUUCCCAGAAAUCACCUGCAACCGGUCACGGAUCCCCCUCCCACCGGUACAUUGCGACCUCACGAUGCCCGCCUGGACUGCUCACGCCUGGAGAGGAUGGGAAUUGGACAGAGGACCCCAUUCCGGCUGGGCCUGAAACGCUGUCUUUGGCCUUUUCUCCGUGACAAGCAAUGGCAGCAGACGGUCUUUCACUGAGAUGGCGAAUUGAGUCAGUGCUGGGGGUGGUGGUAGGAGGGGAGAUUCCAUGCAAAAGCAGUGUUUGGAAGGUUUCGGCGACACUGCCCCCGACCGGAAGCUGACCCUGGGCACUGUGUGCCGUUAUUUGUCUAUACAUUUGGGUUUACCUGCCCAGGUAAAUUCUACAGCAAAUGUGUGCGCUCUACGAAUAGUUCCUGUCCAGCCCUGCUCUGUAAUCGUGUCCGUUUUGCGUGAAAGCUUCCUUUUUGCACAAAAUCUGUCUGAGGUACCCAGCCAGCAUUACAGUUGGAAUCAAACAACCAGCUCUGUGAGGUGGGAAGUGGUUCAGGGUGUUGUGUACGUGGCUAUGGCUGGCUGGCUGGCUUUCUUCUAUCUCUCCCUGUGGGACCACACCCAGCUCACCCUCAGUCCCGGCUGUAUCCUCACCACUGUAGGUACAAACUGUUGCAACUGAUGGGAGGAGUGUCCGAGUGCAUUUGGCUUUCUUUCACUUCCCAAACACAACCCAUCAGCCGAAAGUGCUGAUUGCUCAACAUCGAGACUGUUCAGCUGACGCCUGCUGUCCAAGAGACAGACGAGGAGCAGGUUCAAACCCCUGAAUCCCUGCUAAGUGCAUCACCUUCAGAAACGUGGCUGAUGUGUACCUCAUCCUCUCUCCUGUCUAUUCUCGAAUGUACUCAGUCACUAAACAGUCUCUGGGAUGGCCGCUUUAAAGACUCUGAAUUCUCCCAUUCUCAGCCCAGAGCAACAGUGUAUAUUUCUGGCAGCAUCCUGUCAAAUCCCACACUCCAGUAACUGUAGAUCAUCCUCCUACCCUCCUCGGAACAGCCCCCUUGUCCCUUGUCCCAGACAUCAUGGCCCAGAGUAUACUCUGUCAUCCCCUUCACGGACACAGGAAUUUCAUUUCCUGGAACAUCCCCCUUGUCCUGGACAUCGUGGAACAAUUCCGUCAUUUCAGACAUCAGUCCCAAAGUCCCAUGCCCUGCCCUGUUUUCUCGGAAAUGCACUCUUUCCUCUCCCUUUGCAGACAAAGGAAUUCCAUCAGCCCCAGAGCAUUCUUUGCCUUCCCUGAUUUCUCGGAGUUGCACUUGUUCCUCUCCCCUCGCAGACACAGGAAUUCCAUCAGUCCCGGAGUAUUCUCUGCCCUAUCCUGGUUUCUUGGAGCUGCACUCUGCGCUGGUCCAGUGAAGUCAUGUAUCCCUGCCCUACUCCCUGUCUCCAGCCAAUCUGAUGCACCAUUUCUGACAGUUUGAAACAUAUCUUCUUGUGUUGCUCGUAGUAAACUGCAGGAUUGUGUUUUCCCACCUGUCAGCAUCCAUUCCCAAAUCUUGCUGCAGAGCUCUCUUUCCUGCUACUGAGCAUGGGAAGCACAGAUUUGGUUCACUUCUGAGACGUGACCCCUGAUACUGCUCUUCUCCACACUUCCUACAGGCAGUGAAUUAAAUAAAAACAGUUGUGUUAUUAUA
Molecule: messenger RNA, 2664 nt
Organism: Hypanus sabinus (Atlantic stingray)
Lineage: Eukaryota; Metazoa; Chordata; Chondrichthyes; Myliobatiformes; Dasyatidae
Gene: mat2b
Product: methionine adenosyltransferase 2 non-catalytic beta subunit methionine
Exons: 8
Coding region: 140-1195 (351 amino acids)
Biological process (GO): S-adenosylmethionine biosynthetic process
Cellular component (GO): methionine adenosyltransferase complex
Molecular function (GO): methionine adenosyltransferase regulator activity
Source: RefSeq, a predicted model, not a curated record